Messenger RNA from Moesziomyces antarcticus, 4785 nucleotides. Its product is annotated as DNA repair protein Rad35. Gene Ontology annotation, molecular function: nucleic acid binding; protein serine/threonine kinase activator activity; zinc ion binding. Gene Ontology annotation, cellular component: nucleus; Dbf4-dependent protein kinase complex. The transcript has 6 exons. Gene Ontology annotation, biological process: regulation of cell cycle phase transition; positive regulation of nuclear cell cycle DNA replication. Bases 1 to 4785 code for a protein of 1594 amino acids. The record is from RefSeq and is a predicted model, not a curated record. NCBI's taxonomy places the organism in Eukaryota, Fungi, Basidiomycota, Ustilaginomycetes, Ustilaginales, Ustilaginaceae.
AUGCCAUCCUUUUCAGCCAAUCGACAAGGCCGUCCGAGGCCGUCGAAUAUCUCUUUCGGACGUCGAAGGUCGGAUGACAAGUCCAUGCCAUCUCCUUCUUUCAACAGCUCCAUGUUUCUAGGCUCUUCCGAUGAUGUCUUUUGUGACUCGUCAAGGUCGGUGGAUCGUCUUCGUCACCACUAUCUGGCCAUGCCUUCGACACCCUCGAGUCUCUGUCCGGGCAGCUCUCCAGGAGCCCGAACUGAACGACUCCCGAGCCUUACCGACCUAUUCGAUCAGGAGAUCCUGUCGCCACCCUCGAGCAACUUCCUGAGCGUCGGCUCAUCGAGGUCAAGUCAGGCGGGCGACCAGAUGCAGAGAUCCGGCUCCAUGUCUUCCGCUUCCUCAGGGCGCGGUCGCCAGUGGCGUCCAUCAUUCGCAAGUGAAGGUCCGUCUGGUUCCAUUGGACCACCUGCAACACCGCUGUCCCCUUACUUUAUGACAGCGAGCAAAGGUCCGAUCAGGUCCCCGCCAGGCUUCUCGUCAAGUCCUCCGCACAACUCGAUCCUCAGCGGUCCAAGCGAUGGUGAAAGGACACCUCGGGCAGCUUCAAGGUCAUCAUUUGACUCUACAACAAACACAAGCAGCUAUGCGAGAAGUCCAAGAUGCCCGGGUGCUCCUUUGAUUGGAGUCCAAGAGCGGGGUCAUUUUGCUACGCGUCCUUGGCAGUCGGGAAGUGUUGUGUCCUCGCUGGGUACCUUCCGGGGAGUUCAGCGCUCAGUGCCCAACUCGGGAUUUGAUCACAGCCCGGAGCCAUAUUCUGACGAGGAUCGAGCUGCCAUGUCCAGAAUUCAUGCUUCUCUUCCGAAGGCACCGGGCCUGGUGGGACUGGGAAUCUUCAUGGAUGAAGCAAACGUACAAUCACCUUUCCGCAAGAUGUCACAGAGUCUCCAGACCGGGCGAGCCAUGGACCAAUCGCCUCCAGCUCGAAGCCAGAACGGACACAGCGACCACACGGGUCUGACACCCAUGGUCAAAGCCUCCAAGGUGUCGGAUACGUCAUCUACACCUACGCGCUCAAAAGCGAAAAAGGCGACUGGAUCUCCCGCGACCUCUUCUGCGGCUCUGGUCAAGGUGUCACCCACCGCGACAGCGCUGAAGAAGCAGAACGAACCCUACAAGACGCCGCUGAACAAGUCUCGUCCUAUGUUCAGGCUGGACACUGGCUCCGGAAAGAAGUCGAGCAAGCCCAAGGGCCACAAGAUGAGCCCCGAUGCAUCUCCAUGGGGCGUAUUCGGUGGCAAGGACGGAUGGAAGCCUCUUGCGCCUCCCAAUGUGUCACGCGCAAUCGCCGAGGCCAACAAGCUGUUGGCCGAGACCACGACCAAUGCUUCGGACGCGGCCAAGUCCUCGGUGCCACGCUCGUCGCCGACGUCCAAGAGACAGGCGACCUCCAAUGCGGGGGCCGAGAGUCCCUCAAAGAAGCUGCGAGCCAUCGACGCUCAGUCUUCGCCGUUCAAGGAGAAUCUGCCUCCGUCACACGCCUCCUUGUCUCCCUCGAAGCGGGGUCCGCUUUCCUCUUCGUCACACCGCUGGGCUGCGAAAUCGCAGAGCUGCGAGGGCGUACCUGUGGUGGACUGCAUGCAGCCUGCACCUUCCAAGGGGGCCAAUGAUCACCUCGACAGGGGUCAGGGAUCAUCUGUCGCCAAGGAGUGCAGCUCCAAGGCGGGCUUGCUCGUAGAAGCGCUGCGGAGCGCUGCUGCGCCGACAACACAAGUCUCGCUGCUGCACGCACGAGGCAGGAGGCAGGCGCCGCCCGAUGGCGCUUGGCAACAGGAGGCGCUGCCGAGCCCGCCUCGGUCUGCACUCGGAAUCGUUGUUGGGUGGGUGCGCGUCAAGGUCGAGCCUGUCCAGCACCAGCUCGACAACCUUCCUGCCUCUCCUCGCUCAGCGCGCAUCUUCUUCGGCAACUCACAGGUGCGCGAGCGGCAGACGCGGGAUAGCAACGCGUUCAAGGCUCUCUCGGCCUCCUACGUCCGGAUCGCAGCUCUCCUCGCGCGCAAAGCAGCUCCGCUCGAGGCAAUCUUCCGCACUGGUCCAACCCUUGACCCGCGCCAAAGCAUUCAACCCAAGCUCGCCAGAUCGACCAAACAAUCCGUCUCAGCCAGCUAUAUCUUGACCCGCCGACACAAUAGCAUUCGAAGCCGCAUCCCAACCCCCGUCUAUGCGCCGCAUUCAUCUCCUCACCUCUCCGCCUCCCCUAGGAGUGCGCUAUUGUCGGCCCCCUUCCAUCCUGUUCGAACUCGCAAACCCGUUAUCGUCGGUCGACAUCUCAUAUCUCCAGCGCAGCGCGGCAACGCUCAGGUCUAUGCGGUCGUGACGCAGCUCCCUCGACGUGUCCCCUUGCCAUUUGACCCAAUCUCGGUAAAAGCCCUCGAGCUGCACAACGGUAUCGGAUUCGGCAUGAGUGCUACUCGCGAUCAGACUAGCUCGCGUAUCCCGCUCAGCGUCAAGAACACAUCGACACAAAGCGCACUGCCCCGUGAUGCCUCGUUACUUAGCAAGCCUGCGGCUCAACAAGCGCUUCGCGGAUCGAUAGUGCCGGGCGCCAGCGGCCUUCCUCGUCCUCGUGCAACCGCAUCCGCAUCCGCAUUACCCAACUUUAUCGCCCGCUCCCAUCUCGGCGUAGACCGAUCGAACCAGGAGAACACUCUCCCCCAAUAUGGCAUCGCCACGCCAAAGAAGCGCGCCAUCCCCAUCGACGAGUCGCACGUCCGCAAUGUCGUCUUGGACAGCCCAAGCAAACGCAGUCGGUCCUCCCGAACUGGAACCGACAGCAGCAAUGCCGAACAGAGCGUAAGCGGCGCUCUCGCCACCGACCUCAAUGGCAUUCGGGUGCAAGACGCGAGGAAAGCGUCACAGUCUGCCCACGCACAUGCGUCGAUGGACCGCGUUCGCGCCUCGCAGCAGACUCUCGCGCUGGCGCACGCCACAUCGGUCAAGACCAACCGAAAGGUGCAGGAGCCCUCGCAAGAGGUCGUACAAGAGUCUCGCCGAAGGCAGACCGAGAACGAGAUCUGGCGUCAAAAGUACAAACGCGCUUUUCCCAACUUCAUCUUCCACUUUGAUUCGGUUGACGCCGCCUCGGCAAAGAGGUAUGGCGAGUUCAUCCUGGAGCUCGGCGGUCACGUCGACCAGUUCUUCUCGCGGCGCGUCACCCACGUUAUCACCACGCGCCAAGUCCCUGAAGAGGGUGCGCCGGGGGAGCCAGCACCGCUAGAGCCAACGCUGCGAGAGCCAGCGGCGAGAGAGCCAAUCACGUCGGCGGGCGGCUGCAAUGCUGAACGGCUGUCGGCGCAGAAGUUGUUCCGCCCCAGCUUUCUGGCUUCGCGUGCCGCCUCGGCCAAGGCUGGUGGCAACUCAAGUCGCGCGCGCCCCGUCCCACUGUUCUCCGAACGCAAUCCGUUGCAGGAACCACCCAGGGGCCAGUACGGCCCGCAAGACAUGCUGGUCAAGGCCCAGUCUUUCGGUAUGCGCAUCUGGCAGCUGGAAAAGCUGCAGAAUGUUGUGGUGCGCCUUCUGAACCUCUCGAUGCGCGACCUUGAAGGCCCCAGAAAGAAGAACUUGUCCAAGAUGCUCCAGAUGGAAAAGGUGUACGGCACCACCGAGCGCGACCCUACUGCAGCGCGAUCGUCGUUCCACUAUUUCGACAAACAUUCGGCCUACAUCUUGGUGGAGGAUGCAACCAUGGAGCACCGCCCGAUCAUCACCCACGAGUAUACCUACACCGACGACGAAAAGGCGGAAGGAGCUAAGCCUCCUUGGCCUGUCGUGUACGGUGAGACGCUGGGGCGAUGUCCGUUUACCUUCUAUCCGCCCAAACGCAACACUGUCAAGCCAAGAGACGGAGAGGACGUCGGUACUCUUCGCUUGGAAGUGCCGCAGAGCCUUCGUCGCGCCGUGUCGCUCAACAACAUGGCUCGAUCCAACCUGGGUCCUGCUAUGCGUCCCCAAGCUGCCCAGCUCGGCGCGAUCGACAUGAAGCGUCAGGAGAAUCCGCUGGCAUCGGGCAACAGCGUCUCGAUCACCUCGAACAUUGCCUCGACCACAUCCAACAUCUUUACGGAUCAGCAGACGGGCGCGACGGUGGGGCUGCCGCAGAACCGACGUGUGGCGGAGCUGAAUCGGCGCGUGCACAUGUCGAACACAUACAGCCGCCCUUCGCACUUGCUCAACGCGAGUCCUGCGAGCGUGAUAGCGGGUAGCACGACGGCGAGCGGGCUUGGUCUGCACCGCGAGGGAGGCAGCCGAGCGAUGGGAAGUCCUGCUGCGCAGCGAGGUGCCGAGUCGGGCGCCACGGUGCGUCGCAUGCUGGGUCUGGAGGACCAGCGAGCGCCGGGCAUGGCGUUGCAGCGCAGCGCAAGCACAAGUGCCGUCGAUCGACCGCCAUCCGCCAAGAAGCCAGGUUACUGCGAAAAUUGCCGCGUCAAGUACGAGGAUUUCACCGAGCACAUCUACGACCGCAAACACCGCAAGUUUGCCACCAACGAGGUGCACUUUGUGGACAUUGACGCGCUCAUCAUGCGCGUCCAGAGGCCCAUCCGGCCAUCGUCGGAGGACGAGCUGUCGUCGGGCUUUCUGGAGUUUGAGGCCAUCCCGUCGUCGCAGCCCGAGGAGAAUGUCGCCUACUCGGAUUCGGACGAGGAGCUCUCUGCUGGCUCGCCCGAGGCCGAAGACGACGAGGCUGGUGAGGGAGAAGAGUUGCCCGCCAGCAUGCGCACUCACGUGCAUGGAGCGUAUGCUUAA